Messenger RNA from Notechis scutatus (mainland tiger snake), 403 nucleotides. The record is from RefSeq and is a predicted model, not a curated record. Lineage: Eukaryota; Metazoa; Chordata; Lepidosauria; Squamata; Elapidae.
UCAGACCAUGUUGCUGGAGAAACUCAGGGUGGCGAAGCGUCCGUCCAACGAGUCGACCUUCAACGUGUUCUACUAUCUCCUGGCCUGUCCGGACAACGCCUUACGGACCGAGUUGCACUUCAACCACCUGGCUGAGAACAACGUCUUUGGCAUCGUGCCGCUGUCCAAGCCGGAGGAGAAACAGAAAGCGGCCCAGCAGUUCAGCAAACUGCAAGCAGCCAUGAAGGUGAUGGGUAUCUCUGGUGAGGAACAGAAGGCCUUCUGGCUCGUCCUGGGAGCCAUUUGCCACCUGGGGGCGGCUGGAGCCACCAAAGGUACGUGGGUGGGGGGGAAUGACACCCACGUAGCAUUUUAGAAACCAUCCCACAAGGCUCGGAGACUGAACCUUCACCCUCCUCCUACA